AUGCCCAAGGGAGAGGAGUAUGCUAGAGAGCUUUCUUGCUCCUGCUGUCAGCAGUAUUUUGACAUGCUCCGGCUUCUGCCCUGUUCUCACAGCUUGUGCGAGCCCUGCUUACUGAAGCUAAGCGCAGCCAGCCGCCUGCAAUGUCACCUCUAUCCGUGGACUUGCUGCAUUUUUUGCCCAAGCUGCCAUGUGAAUGUUGAGCUUCCUUGUCUCAGCUACACUGGCAUCCUAAACACCUUGCCAGUUAACUAUAGCGUAAAGGUGGAAGCAGAGCAGUGCAGUGCUGCCGAAGACAACAGUAACCAUCGGUUGGUCUGCAAGAGUGGCUGUGAACUGCUAGAAGAAGGCAAUCUGCUCAGUUUGGAGGAUUCUAGACAGAAAAGGACCGUGAUAGCUGACCAGAAAACCUUGCAAGAGGCCAUGGCAGCACAGGAGCAGCCAUCCAGCUUUGGGAAGGAAACCACACAAACAGAGGCACACACAUCUUCAUCUCCAUCAGCAAGGUUGACAAAUGGUCCCAGAAACCCAUUUCAGAGAGGAGACACCGAACUGUCAGAGGAGGAGAUGGAAAAAUCACUGCAAGGUCUGUCAUUCAGGCUCGAUCUUAGCACUGUACCUCCAUCACUGCAGAUCUCACCAUCAGGCCUGACACUGACACACAGGGACAACGCUGAGCCAACAAGUAGUCCUAGAAGACUUCAGAAGAGCACAGAGCUGAAGGACAGUGGCAGUGCAGAACUGUCUUCUUGUACACUGUGGGUUCUGGCAGACAUCAGCAUUGCAAAGGGUCUUUGCUACUGGGAGGUGGAUGUCUACAAUAGUGUCUCCUAUCGAAUUGGAGUGUGCACAAAGGAUAGGCAGCGUUCCUGGUGGCUGCAACGAGAAGGAAUCCAGUUUGUGGCUCUUUACGAUGGAGACAAAGAGGAGAUCAAGUCAAUUCCUCCUUGCAUGAAGACCCUAGGAGUCUGUUUGAAUCAUACGGGAGGCACCCUUAGCUUCCAUAACACACUGGAGCAAGAGCACCUUGUCACCCUGCCGACAAACUUUGGAGCAGCAGUUACUCCAGCUAUUGCACUGUGCCAAGGCAAGCUGAUAAUCCAUUGUGGAAUUCCAGUGCCUGAUUAUAUUUUUACUGAUUGCCAAUCUCCCUACAGAGAAGUCCAAGGUGCUGGCAAACGUUGGAGCAAAGAUGUCCUCUUUCAACCAGUCAUCUCCCUUAUCCAGAGGUUUGAAGAGCUUGCCACCACUGAUUCAGAUUGUGCUUUUGGCUCCUAACAUUCAGUACAGUAAAUCCCAAAUCUACAACAAUAAUAAGUUA
Molecule: messenger RNA, 1318 nt
Organism: Erpetoichthys calabaricus (reedfish)
Lineage: Eukaryota; Metazoa; Chordata; Cladistia; Polypteriformes; Polypteridae
Product: E3 ubiquitin-protein ligase RNF135-like
Exons: 5
Coding region: 1-1275 (424 amino acids)
Molecular function (GO): protein binding
Source: RefSeq, a predicted model, not a curated record